Molecule: messenger RNA, 2765 nt
Organism: Hermetia illucens (black soldier fly)
Lineage: Eukaryota; Metazoa; Arthropoda; Insecta; Diptera; Stratiomyidae
Exons: 2
Coding region: 172-765 (197 amino acids)
Source: RefSeq, a predicted model, not a curated record
GGUGCUUUCGGCAAUUGUCAAGCAUCGAUAAACGUUUAUCGGUGGAUACUGCUUGCUUGGCGGUUCUGGUUUAGAUUUUCCUGGAAAAACAGAUUGCAAGCGUUAGUUCUUAACGGGUUUUUGCAGAGUUUUGAACUGUUGUUUCCACAAGUUCCUUUGUUCUAUACCGAGAUGCAUGAGUUCAUGUUAAAUAUCGAUAACAAGGAGAUACUCAACGAGAUUCUUCAUCAUUCGGUGGACUACCUGAUCGGAACGCUGACAAAGGACGUUUCCCUUCUGGACAAGUUCUCGCAUAAAUAUGGCUUCGCAAAUCCUGAAGAGUUUGAAUCGGCGAUUAAAAUCAUCGCAAAUGCGUACCGACUGUACUGCCAGGAGAAGCUCACCGACACCGAGCUCUUGGGACACUUCUCCCAUAUGAGCCAGGAUCUGCAACAAUCCGUCGUUGACGUCGUGACUGCCCGGAAACCAGAGAUUAUGGCCUUUCUGGUCCGAGAACAUGACUCCCGCGAUGGUCGCCUGUUGGAGUCAUUCGAUUGGGACAUUCGCUUCAUCAUGGGUAACAGCAGUUUGGCGUCAUACCGAUCCCAAGUGGCCACUCUAGUCCUAAACUGCAUCGAAACCGAUGGUCAGAGAAGAACCAUCCACUUCGAAGUAACGCAACCACAACUAGAGAAUAUGAUUAAGGAGCUGGAAUCCUGUCAGCAGAAACUCAGCGCUAUGAAAGCAACGGAGAAUAAGAAUCAAGAGGAAGCUGCAAAGGCCUGAGAGCGGGCAAACGCUAAGGGCGGCAGAUAAGUACGAUCGUUUCAUUUUACUUUUUUAGAACUUAUUUAGGAGAAAAUUGAUAUGAAUGCUGAAAUUAGUUAGUAAGGACAUUAGACUUAGCGCACAAUAAGUUUGUAAGGAGAAGACGCAUAAAAUGAUAAAACUUCCUCAAAUGUUCACGAUGCAAUUAAAUACAUUCUGGAAAAUUAAGUGUAAACUUCGAAAGCAUUUUCCGGGAAAGUUGUCAUACAACAGACGCAUUAAAACAGGGCGUGUCAUCAGGUUUGCUUUUACUUAUGAACAGAGAAACUUAAGGGGGCGACUUGUUGGUAAAACGCCCCCAAUGACUAUUUUUUUCCUAAUUCUUAUUAAAAAAAACAACAGAAGAUAUCAAUUUGAAUUUUUUUGAUUGCUUAUUUAUUCAGGUUUAAAGUUGAGAUUUUGAUGGUCAAACAUAAUAACGAAGAAAAUGGCGGCCACACUCGUCGAACGCUAUAUAAAUAUGCGCGUCAUAAGUCCAGCGAAAAAUAUUAAUCGUAAACCAGAAUACAAAAUGAUUUCUUUUAGUUUUCAGUAAGAGUUAUUGCAUGAACCUCAACUUAGAUAAAAAUAUAAGUUCCACAAUUUAGUACAUUUUUUUAGCUACCUCGUAUAUUCGUUAAAGGAAUUUCAGAACCCAAAAGCUUAAAAUGAGGUGGAAUGGCAAGAAACCCUUGUUAUGAGUAAACGUUAUAAUUUUAUUUGUUGUCGAUAUGGUUUGGACUACAAAGUAGUGCUGCGACAUCGACAAAAAAUAUCGAUGUUUGAAUUAGAAUGUUUCGAUGCCGAUAAAAACAUCGAUUUUAGCAAACAUCGAUAUUUCUUUCAAUUUAUCAAUGCAAAGAAAGCAAGAUCUAAAUAAGGAAACAAAUAACAAUGUAUCUCGAAUAGAAAGAAAACCUUUAUUUCAUUUUUUUAUUAUAAAAGUAUUGAAACGAAACCCGGGCACUAUCGAAAUCAAUUAUGACCCCAAAAUGUUUUAUCUACACUUUUGAGGAAAAGUAGCUUAUGUAGUUUUUCUCCCAAGAGGCAGCUUCUCUUGCAGUUUGCAAUAUUUCCACUCGCUGAAAAAACGCGUUCACACGGAACAGAUGUUGCCAUAAUGCAUAAAUAUUUUUUGACCAUUUUCAGUAACGAUGGGUCCUGUAGAAAGAAGAUGAACCGAAUAAAAUGCAUUUCACAGCUAUUAUUUGUUAGAUUGUAAAUAUGCUGUAUAUACAUAUAAAUUUUUUUUUUAGCUAUCUUACCUUGUGAACGAUUUCAGUCCAUACCUCGAACGGAGAGUCUUUAAGUCGUACUACAGGCUGUUUCAAAUAAACUGAAAAUUUUGUGAUGAUCGUCCCAUAAGCUGUAUUCAUUUUCUGGGAUAAUAUUUAAUUUCAGAAGCUACUGGUCUCAUGUCUAUAUAAAAAGGAAUUUACCUUUGGACCCAGAAGAAUGAGAAGGUGCAUCGCUAUCGGAUUCUGACUCGAUUAAGUCUUUUCUCAAUUCAUUUGAUAGCUUCCGUAUAACACUGCCUAAUGCCGCUUUAUCGUCGAAAUGCAAAUUUUUGAAGCGAGGAUCUAAUAUUGUUGCUGUUGCAAAAAGCUGGUUGUGUUCAAUGUUAAGAAAUCGUUUAUUCCAUUCCGCAAAGAUGUUAUUCUUCAGGGAUUUUGCUAGGUCCGUUGUGAUUGAAGCUUCAGAUAUUUUUUUUCUUAAAAGGCGUACGAUCGGAAUGAUCAUACUCGACGUAACGAAUUUCUCACCACAUGCUUCUUUAGUAGCAACUUCGAUUGGCUUAAAAAGUAAUACAAAAUCCUGAAGGAAUUCUACAUCCUUCGCUGUUAUCAUUGGUGGAGCUGUUGUAUUAAAGUUUAUAAUACUGCUUACGAUUUCCCGAAGCGCCAAAAAUCGUUCCACCAUAUAAUACGUGGAAUUCCAUCUUGUGGAAACCGAUUGAAUUAAAGUCUUUUCAGUAGAAU